ACCACCGCUUCAUGGCCCUCGAGCGCCUCUUCAAAGAAAAAGAAAUCGCACAACGCAGCCCACCGCCUUCUUGACAGCUCGAAAGCUGCAGUGGCUAGACGAUGAGCUCCAGUGAUUCUGCAAAUCCUUCCAGGAACAUCGAAAGCAGCGCGUCUUCCCCAGGUAUCCCGGUCCAAACCAGCCCAGCUUCAUCGGUGCCCGCUGACACCAAGGAAGGACUUGAAGGUCUGGCUGUAAAACCUGCGCAAGUUGGAGGUAACCAUGAUGAAGGUGGCCAGCAGGAUGGGAAGAACGAAUCGCUGCACACACUUCCUCCGGGGAUUGUUGUGCCUGAAACGUCGCCAGUCCUACAGCAGCGGGAAGCCGAAAAGGACAGUGCUGCACCUGGAGCUGGUAAGCAGGCGUUACCACGAAGUGUGUCUCAGACUUUCGUCCCAAGUGUCAGUGUCGGCGGCACCAGUAAAGUCCCAGCGGAGACUAACAUUUCGGAGGCAAGUAGCUACGUCACGGCAGAAUGCGGUCCAAAGUCAAUAAAUCCCAGCGUUUCGGAACGUUCUAGCGUCUUCCAAACAGCUCAAGAACUCGGCCCCGUGAGAGGCCCCUUGUACGUCAAGCUAAAAGGCGAGCCUUGCAAACCGAGACCCGCUGGAAAGCAGAAUGAGCCUCACCGUGAAAGCACCGCUGAAGUGGUGGAGUCGAAGUUGUUCUCGUCGAGAUCUCCUGGAGAUCUGGCUAAACUAUUGCCCGUUGAACAAACUUCGAAGAGGAGCACUACGGAAGAAACUCUGCUACCUACUGACAGUGUGAAAGCUUCCGACAUCACAACACCGAACUCUGUGCAACUUGCGCCUAAUUCUGAGAGCCAGCCGAUGAAAAUAACAUCUGGGGAGGAAACAAAACAGAAUGGCAAGGACAAAGUCACGAGCACUCCACCCGAAAGAAAGCCGCAAUACCACACUGAACCUCGUUACAAAGACUGGCCAAAGCACGAAUCGGAGAUAAUACCAGACCCUACGAGCGUUGUUUUCAUGAAGACCAAUAAGCUGGAUCUGGCUGAGCAUAUUUCACUUCCACCCACCGAGCGUAGAAGGGCGUUUAUACUCACGAAAAAGACACAGCUGAUGUCGUCGCAGCCUAACGACCAACCAGUCUAUUGGGAAUCUUUGAAUCAAACCAGCGAUGCUGCAUCCUCCUCUCAGGCGCCGGUAAAGCGAAACUCCAGCGAUAUCGCCGGUAGUCGCGUCGGCCAAGUUGGCGUAUCAGAUGAUGGCGCUGCUUCAGUUGCUACUACAGAGACUAAGCACAGGAAAUCUAUCGACGUAAAACCCACGACCAGCGCAGAUGCCAUAAAUGUAGCGUUGGAGGUUUACUCUCACCUAUACAGUCCAAAAUCUCUGCUAGACUUUGAGAAAGAUCAAAUUGAAGACCCCGCGCACAAGGCGUCGACAGCUUCCCGUACGCUCUCUCCAUCUGACAACCAAACAAGCGGGGACGGUGUGCUGCCCGCGUCAAGCAAUGGCACUCCAGCAUCGAAAGUGCCAUCAACUGGGUCCCGCAUUUCCAGGCUAACACAAACUUUGUCAGGCCUGUUAAGCGAUGCUACAGUGACCGCGACGUCACGACGGUACUGGAUACUGCUCACAUUUUGCACCCUAUCCAUGCUCAAUGCGUUCCAGUGGAUACAGUAUUCAAUCAUAGCCAGCGUAAUUAAAGAUUAUUACGGCGUCAGCGAGGCAACGAUAUCGUGGACGUCCUUGUUGUACCUGAUCGGCUACAUGAUCUUGGCAUUUCCAUCGGCCUGGAUUCUGGACAACAAGGGUCUGCGGACAACGGUGCUUAUCGGUGCGGUCGGAACUGCCAUUGGGGCAUGCAUAAAGACGUUCGCCGUGAAACCCGGGCAGUUCAACCUAGUUCUUGUCGGCCAAGCUUUCCCAGCGCUCGCCCAAGCAUUCAUCUUGGGCGUACCUCCCCGCCUUUCCUCAGCAUGGUUCAAGUACGAGGAGAUUUCGACCGCUUGCUCCGUUGCGGUGCUUGGAAACAAUCUGGGCAUUGCCUUGGGCUUCGUCAUCCCGCCCAACGUCGUUCACGUGGACGACGCGGAAACGUCUCUCCUGUACUUGUGCGGCUCUGUGGGGCUCGCGAGCAGCGUGUGCUUCUUCGUUAUACUAUUCGCCUUUGACGACAAGCCUGAGCACCCGCCGAGCUUCUCGGAGAUGUUGAAUCGCCGAAGGAAGAGGAAACCGUCGUUCUCGGCCGCGUUCAGCACCUUGCUCACGGACGUCAACUUCUGGCUCCUCCUGCUGUCCUACGGCAUCAACACGGGAGCGUUCUACUCGAUUUCGACGCUCCUGAAUCCGGUGAUCCUCAUCUACUUUCCGGGCGAGGAGAAGUUCGCCGGCUGGCUGGGAUUGGCAUUGAUCGUGUCUGGUCUCGUCGGCUCAUGGCUCUGCGGGCUGGUGCUGGACCGGACGGGAAAGUACAAGGAGGUCACGUUGCAGACUUACAUACUUUCGACCGUGGGACUCUUCGCGUACACGUUCAUCCUCUCAGUCAGGUCCCACGUGUUGUCCGUUCUAGGCUGCCUCUUUCUCGGCUUUUUCAUGACUGGCUACAUCCCGAUCGGUCUGCAGCUGGCAGCGGAGAUAACUUAUCCGACGCCUGAAGGAAUCAGCUCCAACCUGAUGAACAUUUCUGCGCAGGCGAUUGGGUUCGUCUUGAUUCUCGUGUCGUCGUUGAUCCAGGACGCCUACGGCGACGUCGUUUCUAACCUCUGCCUGUCGGCGUUGCUUGUCGUCGGCUGCAUCAUGACGGUGCAGACGAAGGCGAAGCUUAAGAGACAGGAAGCUUAUAAUCAAGAGGUUAGGAGGCGUUCCUUGGCUACACUACCUUCUGUCGUGGAGCAGUCUGCCGAGACCUUGAUAUCGUCGCCACAAGACGAGCCUAUCCUUCUAUCCGCCAACAGUCCCGUGCAUGACCAACCGUACGACGAACCCUUAGUGCCGGAAUCCACAAAUGCACCUAUGAGUGAAUGAAAAGUGCCUGGCUCUGGAUAACUAAAGCACAACUCACAAAGACGACUGUUUGCUGACCUGUUACAUGGUUGUGAUAAGCCUUGCUGAGCUAUUUGUUGACCGCCAUACCCAAAUAGAAGUACCCCAUUGCCA
This is a messenger RNA of Dermacentor albipictus, 3164 nucleotides long. The record is from RefSeq and is a predicted model, not a curated record. Lineage: Eukaryota; Metazoa; Arthropoda; Arachnida; Ixodida; Ixodidae.